AAAAGCAGAGUAAAGCUAAGCAGCACAUAUUUUGCACUCCUUCCUCACCAUCACAGCGAGACAUCCUAAGAAACAAAAAACAACAUUCUAAUGGAGAAGGUGUUGAAUAUCAUCAAGCCAAAACCAAACCCACAGCAGCAAUUGCGAGAUUGGCAACGUAAACUUCGCCAAGAGUGCCGCAACAUCGAACGCCAAAUUCGAGAUAUACAAAGAGAAGAGAAAAGUGUGCAAAAAGCAAUUAAAGAUGCUGCCAAGAGAAAUGACAUGGGUUCUGCAAAGUCACUUGCUGUAGAAAUUGUGAGAUCUAGAAAGACAGUGAACCGUCUUCAUGAAAACAAGGCGCAACUCAAUUCAAUAUCAAUGCACCUCGGGGAGAGCGUUGCUAUUGCCCGUACUGUUGGCCAUUUAUCCAAGAGUGCUGAGGUCAUGAAGCUUGUUAAUAACCUGAUGAAGGCUCCAGAAGUGGCUGUUACAAUGCAAGAAUUUAGCAAGGAGAUGACUAAGGCUGGGGUAAUUGAAGAGAUCGUGAAUGAUAGUCUUGACACAGCACUAGACUCGGAGGACAUUGAAGACGAGAUAGAGGAGGAAGUUGAUAAGGUUUUGACUGCUAUAGCCGGUGAGACUGCUGCACAACUUCCAGAAGCUGUCAGGAAGGAGAAGUUGAAGCAACCUGCUAGUGCCCAAGCUGCACAGGAGGAAGAAGCAAUAGCUGAGGGUGUUGAUGAUGAGGAAGAGUUGGAAGAAAUACGAGCCAGACUUGCCAAAGUAAGGUCAUAAGGUAGAUUUUAAGGCUUUCAGCCUCUGCCUUUUCUCUUCUCCAAGCAUUACAUAACCGAGGCGGAUGCACUAUCUGAAUGUAGCAUCUCAACCAGAUUGAGAUUGCAACAGUGAAGCCCCAUUUACUACUGACAGAGAACACCAGAGAUGUUUUGUCUACUGUAUAUUAUAUUCAGGCAGCCUGUUAAAGAGUUCACACAGUAAGCUGCAAUUGUGCAAUAUUAAAGUGCUAAUUUAUUAUAGUUUGUCAAUCUCUUUUAAUAUC
Rosa rugosa (rugosa rose) is the source of this 1042-nucleotide messenger RNA. Its product is annotated as vacuolar protein sorting-associated protein 24 homolog 1-like. Bases 91 to 777 code for a protein of 228 amino acids. The record is from RefSeq and is a predicted model, not a curated record. The transcript has 6 exons. Gene Ontology annotation, cellular component: ESCRT III complex; multivesicular body. Lineage: Eukaryota; Viridiplantae; Streptophyta; Magnoliopsida; Rosales; Rosaceae. Gene Ontology annotation, biological process: endosome transport via multivesicular body sorting pathway; protein transport; late endosome to vacuole transport.